Molecule: messenger RNA, 2979 nt
Organism: Ooceraea biroi (clonal raider ant)
Lineage: Eukaryota; Metazoa; Arthropoda; Insecta; Hymenoptera; Formicidae
Gene: lft
Product: Limb expression 1 family member lowfat
Biological process (GO): autophagosome maturation
Cellular component (GO): cytoplasm
Source: RefSeq, a predicted model, not a curated record
UUCAGAAAUGUUGCAUAUGAAACGUGAAAUCUUGAAAUGAUUUUAAAACCUUCCUGAAAGCUUUCUGUAUUAAUCGGUGCUGUAUGGGUUGAUUUCCAUGGAAGAUCGAGUUCAAUGCGUGCGCGUUUUCUUAGCGUUUUCAAUGUGUCUGUGCGGAAGGAGCUCGCGUGCCGAUUCGACGAGAAAAAGAAGCUUCUGAACACAAUACUACACACGAUCGAAUGUCCGAUGCCCGAUGUACGUAUGCAAAGUGACUGUUCGGGGAAACGAGGAAUCAAGAUUUCUCGCGCCGUAACGUCACGCCAUCGCUACACGCGGCCGAUUAAUUCCUCGGCCGCGUAUUAAUUACAGUCGUUACGUUUACCGUACGCAGUUCCUCAAACGUAAUCGUCAGAGGACGCGAGUCAGGGAGCCAGCCCGCCGGCGCACGCUCCUGGGCCAUCGUCGCAUCUCAAAAGCGAAAAAAGGAAACGCCGCGGAAAGGAGAGAGGAAAGAAGAGGAGAAAGAUGCGCACACCACACACACACACACACGCGGAUAUAUUUGACGCGCGAUUGGCGAGGCCUCGGCGACAAAGCAAGACCCGUGGGUGGAGACGGGGUACUCGCGUGACCCCCCUACGCUCCUGGCUUUCUGGAAAUCGUCAGCGGUCCGGGGCCAUUAAACGCGUUAUAUGUGUCUUGCAAUUUGAUCCCGCGGCGCUCGGUGCGGUGCGCCGCGAUCGGCGAGUAAUUUACGCGAAUUCCUGGGCAUCCGGGAAUCUGCCCCGCGCGACUGCACCUCCUGGGUCUCCUCGUCGCGCCCGAUGCCACAACGUCGUCCCUCGCCUGCGGUCCCUGCGUUGUCGCGCAGCAUCCGUGACGCAACGCCCGUCGUGCCGAGCGUCGACGCUCGUCACCAGGCGGACGGUGUGCGCGCACGCAGCAUUGUCUCACCGAUUCUCCGAGUAAAUGAACGCGAGAACUUCUGAGUAAUGCAAGGCAUGAUGCCAGUUAAGACGAAAUCUCGUGUUUCUGAAAACAUGGGGGUCACAGGUGGACUGGUGGACGCUCGCGCCAAGCAAGUCUUGAGGGAAGCAGUGGACGCGGUUGUUAACAGUUUUGCCAAGCACAGCGAAGGCUACGGCAGAGUCAAUGUCGUGGAAGCGUUGCAAGAAUUCUGGCAAAUGAAGCAAGCCAGAGGAACAGAACUGCGAAACGGCGCGUUGGUCAUUUACGAGUCCGUCCCUGGUGCCAAUCCGCCUUACGUUUGCUACGUCACGCUUCCCGGAGGGUCCUGCUUCGGGAGUUUUCAGAAUUGCCCCACGAAGGCGGAGGCACGGAGGUCAGCGGCGAAAAUUGCCCUGAUGAACUCCGUGUUCAACGAGCACCCGUCGAGGAAGAUCACUGACGACUUCAUCGAGAAAGCUGUCGCGGAGGCGAGGGCCAGCUUCGCGAAGCCCUCGGCGACGUCGAACGGAGUCGGUAGCCAGGCACAAGUGAACAAAGGUAGCGGCGACGAGAAGGAAGACCCGAACACCGGAAUAGGCGCGUUUCGUUUCAUGUUGGAGUGCAACCGCGGCAAAACGAUGCUCGAGUUCCAAGAGCUGAUGACCGUCUUCCAGCUGCUUCACUGGAACGGCUCCCUGAAGGCCAUGAGGGAGCGACAGUGCAGCAGGCAGGAGGUGGUCGCGCACUACAGUCACCGCGCCCUGGACGACGACAUGCGCAGCCAAAUGGCGCUGGACUGGGUGGCGAGGGAGCACGAGAGCGGCGGCGGGGUCGUGGCGAUGGAACUGGCCCUGGCCGAGCGCGAGCUCGAGACCGCGCGGUUAGCGGGACGCGAGCUUAGAUUUCCAAAAGAGAAGAAGGACAUACUGAUGCUCGCACACGCGCAGGUGUGCCCGCAGUAAAUCCCAACGCGGACUUCUCGCCGAGGUUGCGAGCCGACCGCGCAAAUAUGGAGACUGGUCUUUCGAGGGACGAUGCUAGUUGCUAGGGGAAUAGUUAUUUUUAUUGACACGCCCGGCCGCGACGACCGUCCGUCGCGGACGGUUCUGCUUGAUUCUUCUAAGGACUAAUUUUAAAAACUAUUCCGUCCUUCUUACGAAGCAUAUCUCUUUAUAGAGCUUUCCUUUAUGAAGCAUUCCUGGUGAUAAUAGAUCUUAAACUUUUGGGAUAUCUUGAUAUGUUACGUAUAAAAGUGCUAGGUGUAUAACUGCCAUUAUUAGGAGUUAAAAAAGGUACAUUAUGCGCGCACGACUGGAGCACACUCGCAUUUUUUACAUAUCAAAUUUACUUUUGUACGUAUGUACUUGUAUAUAUAUAUAUAUUUCGCAAGGCUCUCUCUUUGUCUUCCAUUAUCGGUAUAUCUUGUACGAUUUGAUCUUCAAUUGUUACGAUCGGGGUACGAUCGAGUUAGAUUAAAGGAGCGGAUGAAAUUUUUUAAUAUGCAUUUGAGAAAGGGGCGUACUUGAGAAAGAGUCAAAAAUUGGACACAUGCACACGUGCGUGCAUGUGACGUUCUCAUUAACGUAUUCUAAAAUUUCAAGACGGUGAAACGCGUGAAACAGGGUAGGUAAAAGGGGCAAUGUGAUACGUUGAUUCUUACGGCUUUAUAAAAUAUAAACGUGUUAAUUCCGCAUAAUUACGUAUCAGGCUAUGAAACUUCAACGGAGGCAAACUUUUUCGCGCACGAUAAUACACUUUAGGGUGAAUAGGUCUUAUGUACUGCAAGCUGGAUACUCGCCUAUAAGCGACGUCAUGCUUUAUCUCCGAUUCUGAAGACGCAGAAGGCAGAAGGAGAGAAAAGUAGGCGCUCGCGUAUUAUUCCGAUACUCACACAUUCAUAUUACUGUUACGCAACUCGGUAUAUUUUAUAUGUACGUCGAUCGAGAAAGGGUGAAUGUACCGCCCUCUCUCCCCCCAAGCACAGUUGAAUAGGAUAUAGUCUAUAAUUGUUUUAUAAAUAUUUUAUUAUUAUUAAAUAUUGAUAAAUAC